Molecule: messenger RNA, 1002 nt
Organism: Peniophora sp. CBMAI 1063
Lineage: Eukaryota; Fungi; Basidiomycota; Agaricomycetes; Russulales; Peniophoraceae
Source: the annotation of a GenBank genome assembly
AUGAGCACUCCAGCGCACACCGCCAUCAUCAACGCCAUCCCGGCCGCGUUUGACGCCGCGAAAGCGUCGGGCGAUCUGCUCUUCUUCGACUCUCAGAUCCGCCAUCACCGUGACUGCGACCUCAACUUCCGCCUGACACUCUGCCCCGCGCUUCUGCACAAGCCCAAGCCUUCGUCAGAUGCGUCUGCAGCAGACGAGAAGAAGAAGGACCCUUUUGCGCCGCCAUACGUCGAGAAGCUCCACGUUAGUGAUCUCACGGACGAGGUCGAAGGAGACGAGUAUGUCGUAUUGUUGAACAAGUACUCUGUCAUUCCGCAUCACUUCCUGUUAUGCACAAAAGACUUCCAGAGCCAGAAUGCACCGCUUAACCCGUCGGAUCUAGUUCAGGCGUACGCGCUGUUGUUGGCCGCCAACAAGGCCGGGCAUAACUACUUCGCCUUUUACAACUGCGGACAAGAUAGCGGUGCCAGUCAGGCGCACAAGCAUCUUCAGUUCAUUCCCGCUGAUGAGGACGGCCCUCCGAUCGAGGAGCUCGCGAACACGCAUGAUAUCGACAAAGAGGACAAGGCUUUUGCGCUACCCAGUCUACCUUUCGCACACCACAUCCGGCGAUUUGAUCUCUCUCCGAAGGCCUCGCACGAUGCAAUCGACCGCGUCUUGACAGGCGCAUAUGUUGCGUUACUUGACCUGGUCAUCUCGACCAUCCGUGCUUCGCCAGACCACCCGCUUGGAACGCCAUCGUAUAACGUCGUUCUCACGCGCCGACAUCUCAUCCUCGUCCCUCGUUCGAAGGAGAACGCGGUCAUCUCGGCCACGGGCGAGGAGAUAUCCGUGAAUGCGCUUGGAUUUGCUGGAAUGCUGCUUGUCAAGUGCGAAGAGGAGAUGGAUGCUGUUAUCAAGGAGGGCCCGGCGAAGAUUCUGUCGAGCGUUGGUUGUAAGAGCAUACAUGAAGAGCAGAUUAGAGGUGGUCCGGAGCUGGAUGGAGAUAUUGACGGGAACUAA